Messenger RNA from Setaria italica (foxtail millet), 1490 nucleotides. RefSeq lists its product as uncharacterized. NCBI's taxonomy places the organism in Eukaryota, Viridiplantae, Streptophyta, Magnoliopsida, Poales, Poaceae. The record is from RefSeq and is a predicted model, not a curated record. Bases 84 to 1202 code for a protein of 372 amino acids. The transcript is spliced from 4 exons.
CCAAACCUGCCGAUCGCGCAAAUCGCGGCCACCACUCCGAUCAAACGAUUCAAACCAGACCUCACCGCCUUCCUACGACGUGCAUGGCCACGCCGCCGCAGCCGCUGCCGGCGGUGACGCGCGCCGCCAACGAGAUCGGCGGCGGCGCCACGUCCGACCAGCAGGGGACGGGCGGCGCGGCGGCGCGGAGGGCGGUCAAAUCGCUGCUGUUCCUGGCGGCCGUCGCCCUCCCUUGCCUCGCGCUGUACCGGGCCGUGGCGCCCGGAGCCGGCCUCGUGCUGCCCGGUGCCGCCGCCGUGCCCUGGCGGCUGGGCGCACCGCGCGACGACGUCGGCCUGGAUGGCGAGGACGCGAGGCUGGAGCGGGUCCUGAGGGGGGCGGCCAUGGCCAACGACACGGUGAUCCUGACGACGCUGAACUCGGCGUGGUCAGAGCCCGGCUCCGUGCUGGACGUCUUCCUGGAGAGCUUCCGUGCCGGCGAGAGCACCAGGGAGCUCCUGGACCACCUCGUCAUCGUGUCGCUGGACACGACGGCGCACGCGCGCUGCAGGCAAAUACACCGGCACUGCUUCGCGCUCGUCACCGACGGCGUCGACUUCUCGGGGCAGAAGAACUUCAUGACCGACGGCUACCUCAAGAUGAUGUGGCGGAGGAUCGACUUCCUCAGGGAAGUUCUCGAGAAAGGCUUCAGCUUCAUUUUCACGGACACGGACAUCGUGUGGUUUAGGAACCCGCUGCCGCACUUCUACCCGGACGGAGACUUCCAGAUCGCGUGCGACCACUUCACCGGCAACCCGGACGACUUGAGCAACUCGCCCAACGGCGGGUUCGCGUACGUGCGUUCCAACACGGAAACGAUCGAGUUCUACAGGUUCUGGUACGCGGCGAGGGAGAAGCACCCGGGGCUGCACGACCAGGACGUGCUCAACUCCAUCAAGCGCGACUCCUUCGUCGCCGAGCUCGGCGUCAAGAUCAAGUUCCUCAGCACCGAGCUCUUCGGCGGCCUGUGCGAGCCGAGCCGGAACAUGAGCAGGGUCUGCACCAUGCACGCCAACUGCUGCAUCGGGCUGAGCCGGAAGAUCAGUGACCUCAACGCCAUGCUCCAAGACUGGAGGAGGUUCAUGGCGUUGCCGCGCGACGAGAAGCAUUCCGUUUCAUGGACUGUACCACGCAAUUGCAGUCUUCAGAAACUGGAGCGGUAGGACACCAGGAAGCUGUCUGCUUGUCCAGUGAUUGUUUCAGACUUAGAACAUGGAUAAUGUAAAUAAAGUUCCUUUUAGUUUUUUGUAAUGUAUGUAGCUGAUGUUAACCAAGGGAACAACCGCGUAUUGACUGCCAUAGUGAAUUAUUCGCAUUGACUCCCUGUAAGCAACUGAGAGGGGCUGAAUGAUGCAACCAAAUGUAAGUUCAGGAAAUAUACAAAGCUGCUAUUCGUUCUCUUUCCAGAUGCGUGUAUUUCAUUUUUAACUGAAAUGAAGGAAUCUUCUUUU